Messenger RNA from Cephus cinctus (wheat stem sawfly), 4245 nucleotides. It is a transcript of the gene Elp1, whose product is annotated as putative elongator complex protein 1. The transcript is spliced from 12 exons. The record is from RefSeq and is a predicted model, not a curated record. Gene Ontology annotation, cellular component: elongator holoenzyme complex; cytosol. Gene Ontology annotation, biological process: tRNA wobble base 5-methoxycarbonylmethyl-2-thiouridinylation. Gene Ontology annotation, molecular function: tRNA binding. Lineage: Eukaryota; Metazoa; Arthropoda; Insecta; Hymenoptera; Cephidae. The coding region runs from base 127 to 4128 and encodes 1333 amino acids.
AUGUAGGUACCGUGAAACAUUUGUGUCUUCACUUUGCUUCACUACUCACGUGUAGUUAUAACCUUUAGUGAAGAGUGUGUCAGUUGAUAAGUUCAUCUAAUUGUUGUAAAGCAGUUGAUUGUAAUCAUGAAGAAUUUGACGGUACUUUACCAAAACGUUUACCGUUUGGAGGAGUUCAGUUAUGAUGAAUUAUGUCAUUGUACAAACCCAAAUAUUCUCUGCUGUAACAAUCCAGAUAACGAUGACUUAUACAUCCUAAAGGGAAAUAAUCUCUUUGUUAUUAACUAUAAUAGCAAAGAAGCAAUGAUGUUGGUCAAAGUUGACAUAGAUGAUAAUGCGAUACCAGUUGGACUGGAAUAUUGCAGUACUUUGCAACAGGUGUUUUGUGCAUACGAUUCUGGUGCUUUAUGUGUUAUAGACACAGAACUAAGAACUGAAAAUGGUCUAGGCAUGAAAAAUAGUGAUGGAAUACAGCGUAUGAAACUUAGCCCUGAUCAGGAAAUUCUGAUUUUAGUUACGGGCAGUGAAAUUGUUGUUACUAUGACAACAAAUUUUCAAAUUAUAUCAGAGGUAGAUCUAAAUGCUCCUGAUUUUGGAGAAAAACAAUUUGUUACUGUUGGCUGGGGAAAGAAGGAAACACAGUUUCAUGGCUCUGAAGGUAAAGCUGCUGCCAAAAGCAAACCAGCAGUUGUAGAAAAAAUUGAAUUCGAUAAUGGAAUACCUAGAAUUACAUGGAGGGGCGAUGGUACUUUGUUUGCCGUUAGUAUUUUGUUAAAGGAAACAGGAAUUCGUUGUUUCAAAGUAUUUAAUCGGCAAGGCAUUGUACAAUACACCAGUGAAACAAUCAAUGGUUUAGAGGAACAUUUAUCUUGGAGGCCACUGGGUAAUCUGAUAGCAAGUACUCAGAGACUGCCAAAUAAACACGUAAUAGCAUUUUUUGAAAAGAAUGGAUUGAAACAUGGGGAUUUUUCCCUACCAUUCGAGCCAAAAGAAAUAAAUGUAAAAGAGGUCUUAUGGUCAAAUGAUUCAGAUAUUUUGACAGUAUGGUGUGAAAAAAUAAUUGAUGGUACCACAUUGAUCCAAUUAUGGACACAAAACAAUUAUCAUUGGUAUUUGAAACAAACAAUUUCGUUUCCCAAGGAAAAUGCUGUAAUUUAUCUCUCAUGGAGUUCGAUGCUCCGGUGUGGAAAAAGACUGCAUAUCCUAACAGCUCAAAAUUUAAUAACUUACAUGUUUCGUUGGGUAACCGAUGGGAGCAGAGCACAAGAUGUGGUAGAUAAAGCUUUAGUUGGCGUUAUUGACGGGAAUAAAGCCUUACUGACAGGAUUUAGAAUCGGUAUCGUCCCACCGCCAAUGGCACAUCAAGUUAUUCAAAUGGAUCAACCUAUAAAUUCAAUCGUUUUUGGUCCUGACAAUCGCGAUGAUGAUUCUUGGAUAAAUUCAAAUGGAAUGUUCUGCGUUUUGAGCAACAACCAAAUAGUUUUCUAUGAAUAUAUCGACAAAUCUGUGGAAUUGAAAUACAAUCAUGUUACCACGUGUGACAUUAAUUGGGAAGUACCAAAAGUCGCUCCUCAAAAUAUGUCAUUCAUUAUGCAUCAUUUUUUAUGGUUCAAAAAGAACAAAAUCUUAUGUUCCGUAUCGUUAAACACACAUUCUUUUCUGUGCAUUUUACGUGUCGAUGGUCUGUCCACUAAAAAAGAUAUCUCCAUUGCUGUUGAAGAAACUCAUGUUAUGGAUGGUCUCAUCGAGCACAUAGUGCCCAGUCCCAAUAAGGACACAGCAUAUAUAGUUGUGGAAGGAUCUGUUUUUAAAUAUUCUGAACACGAAGGCAUUGUUCCAACAGAAGUAGUAUUUCCAGAGUCAUGCUCUCAAGUCCAGGUAGUGAGAAUUGGAAAAAAACUUGUAAUCGUGUCCAGAACUGAAAGAAAUCGGCUAUACAUUGAUGGAAAGGAAGUCGCCAAUAAUAUUACAAGCUUGUGCGUUCACACAGAAUUCUUGCUGCUUACUACACUUCAGCACGCGUUAAUUUGCGUGACUUUAGAUGAAAGAGGAUUCGAACAAUUAUUCACUCAAGAUUUCACUGUGAAACCAUGGGAAAAUGAAUGCGAUAAGACAUCUAUAGGUUUUAGUGUGAGACGAGUAGAAAGAGGAUCGAAUCUGAUUCUAGCUGUUCCCAAGGAUACUAGAACUAUCUUACAGAUGCCUCGUGGAAAUUUAGAAUGUAUACAGCCCAGAGCUUUAUUGCUAUAUAUCAUUGGAAAUCAUCUCGACAAUUUAAAUUACUUCGCUGCCUUUGAAGUCAUCAGAAAGCAGCGUAUCAAUUUGAAUUUAAUAUACGAUCACGACCCUUCACGGUUCAUUCAGAACGCUAAGAAAUUCAUUGAAGAUGUUAAGAAACCGAGUUGGCUGAGUGUCUUUUUAUCUGAAUUGCAAGACGAAGAUGUUAGUACAACGAUAUAUGCAAGUUGUUAUCCAGAUCGAAUGUCAAAGAUCGCCAAUACUCAGUCCGGGUCAUUAGAGAACAAAUCGAAUAAAGUGGAACUAGUUUGUGCACUUCUGCGAGAUAUAAUGGAGAACUGUCAGAAUGCGGAUAAAUUGAUACAGCCAAUUUUAACCAGUUUAGUUAAAAGACAAGAAUUAAAAGGCCUUGAGGCGGCCCUUGGAAAGAUAAAGCAAGUAAAGAAAGUCGAAGACGAGAAGAAUGAUCAAGUACAUAACACUUCGGAAGAAGCUCUGAAGUACUUGUUAUACUUAGUGGAUGUGAAUGUAUUAUUCAAUGUGGCUCUGGGCAUGUACGAUUUUGAUCUGACCAUGUUCGUUGCAUCAAAAUCUCAAAAGGAUCCCAAGGAGUAUAUUCCGCUGUUAAAUGGUCUGAAAAACUUGGAGGAAAAUUACAUGAAGUACUCGAUAGAUAAGCACCUGAAGCGUUAUGAAUCAGCUUUGAAGCAUAUUUCAAAAAUUCCUGAGAAGUUCAAUGAGUGCAUUGAAUUGAUACGCAAUCAUCGUUUAUAUGUGCAAGCUUUAAAGCUCUUCGACAAAAACAGCGAAGAGUACAAAGAUGUGGCAAAGUUGUUCGGUGAAUAUUUAUUAGGUCAAAAGAAAUAUCGUGAAGCAGCGAUUAUGUUCUGCAGAAGUGAUAAUCUGCAGAGUGCACUGAAUGCUUAUAAAUUUGCUGGCAACUGGCAAGAAGCUAUUAUUAUUGCAACAAGAUUAAAACUGAAUAUUACAGAUUUACAUAUUUUGUAUGAGGACCUUGUGUCGAAAUUGAAGGACGAUCGACGAUAUGUAGAGGCUGCUGAAAUCUUAAUAAAUCAUUUGCAAAAUAUUGAGGAUACUGUAGCUACUUUAUGCGAAGGCAAGAAAUGGAGUAACGCAAUGAGAAUAGCUUAUUCCAAUCAGCGUAAGGAUCUGAUUGAAACACACGUGAAGCCAGGGGUACAGGAACAUGCAGAUUAUUUGUUAUCACAAAUUAAUAAAUAUAAAGAAGAUUUUGAAAAGCAUACAAAUAGACUCAAUGUGGUUCGAGCAGAAAAAGCUGCAAAACAGAUGCAUCUUAUAGACGGAGACGAAUGGGAUCACGAAGCAGCUGCUGCAAGAGGAGACAGUGAUUUAUUCAGUGACACAAGUAGUGUGGCUGGCUCUCUUAGUAGUCGAGGUUCACAAUCCUCGAGAUCGUCUGGACGAAGCUAUAGGUCGAGUAAGAAUCGUAGGAAACAUGAACGAAAACUUUUGAGUAUGAAGGAGGGAAGUGCCUACGAAGAUUUGGGAUUAAUACGUACUCUUCACCAACUUGUGAUAAAUGCAUAUGGAUUAAGAGGAGAAAUUCAUGCAUUGUCUCAAGUUUUGAUGCACUUUUAUGAAGACGAAUGUGCACAGAAGCUUCAAAAUUGUCUUACCGAAUUACUAAGCAUAGUAAAAGCAAGGCAAUCUGAAAUUUGGAAUAAAGAUUCUACCUGCACAUCUAUGGAAAUGCGGGGUAGACCGGAUGCUUUAAUUCCACAAUUGAAUCAAAUUAAUAUGCCAGAGAAUUUAAUAGAACCACAUUUGAUGAUACCACCCGCAGUGAAUAUGAUUUCAUGGCAACUGGAUUUGUUUAGUUCUUCAAUGAAACCAGGUUUAAAUACGUGAUGUGGUUGUAAUUAAAGAAAGGGCGAUAAGAUUACAGUGAUCUAAUGUACUAUCUAUUUAGUUUAUAAGUUGAUAUUUGUAACGAGCAAUCUUAUGAAUAAAAUUGAUUUCAUUCAA